Molecule: messenger RNA, 785 nt
Organism: Dendroctonus ponderosae (mountain pine beetle)
Lineage: Eukaryota; Metazoa; Arthropoda; Insecta; Coleoptera; Curculionidae
Gene: Bet5
Product: trafficking protein particle complex subunit 1
Exons: 3
Coding region: 147-584 (145 amino acids)
Biological process (GO): endoplasmic reticulum to Golgi vesicle-mediated transport
Cellular component (GO): TRAPP complex
Source: RefSeq, a predicted model, not a curated record
GGGAUGUUCUGUGGUUGACAACUGAAAGCUGAUUUUGACAGCGCUAAAGUUUACAAACAAUAUUUAAUUUCCAGUCGUUCCAUGUUCCAGUCUUAAAACAGUUUGAAUUACUCCAGAAACUUAAUUCCCCGGACUCUUUUGCUAGAAUGACGGUCCACAACAUUUAUAUUUUUGAUAGAAUGGGCACCUUGCUGUAUUAUCAAGACUGGAAUCGGUUGAAAAAUUCUGGAAUGACCAAGGAAGAGGAGGCAAAACUGAUGUAUGGAAUGCUCUUUUCCCUCAAAUCUUUUGUGAAUAAAAUAUCCCCAACUGAUCCGAAAGAGGGAUUUUUAUAUUACAAAACCUCAAAAUACACCUUACACUUCUUAGAGACCCCAUCAGGUUUAAAAUUUGUGUUGAACACAGACAAUCACUCGCAAGGAGUUAGAGAUUUUCUCCAACAAAUUUAUAAGGAGAUUUUUGUGGAAUACGUAGUAAAGAAUCCCCUAUGCAACUUGAAUGAGCCAAUACAGUCUGAACUGUUUAAGACUAAGCUGGACGCCUAUGUUAAACAAUCGUCUGUUUUUUUAACUAAGUCAAUGUAGGGCGUCGUAUGUUAGGUUCGCUUUGUUAUUGUUUUUUAUUCAGUUCUAAUGGUUGUCUAUGAAUUUAGGUUGGUCAACCUCAGCGCUGUAAUAAAUCGUAUGAAUGUCUGUUAAAAUAGUUCAAUAAUUAGGUGUAUUUAAAUAUUAAACUGGUAUUUUAUUAUUUUGUUUUAAAAUAUGUUUAAUAUACUUUUUUGUCAA